UGAACUAUUUGAUGACAUAAAACUGGAACAAGAAACAUAAUCUUUAUUUAUAUUGAAGUUCGACAAAUCUUUAUGGAUUAUAUGUCCUUUAAUUUGACAACAGGAGGUUAAACUUGGUACACAGUCUGAUGCUGAGGGUCUAAUUGAUAUUGGCAUUUGUCACAGCUGCAAAACAAAACCAUAAAAGCAACAAAUUGAUUCUGCUGCUCAGGUUGUAAACAUGAGCAGCAGAAAGUAAAUCAGGUGAUCUGGUGAUUUCCUUCGAAUACCACCUUGCACAAACGCUGAACAUUCUGCACGGCCUCGCAGAGGCCACAACUGAACUUUCCAGUCUUCUAUACUGGAAAAAUCAAUGUGACGAUUGCUCUUCAGCUUUGCCAGUGGGGGUCGGGUCAAUCAGAGGGCAGGAUACGGCCGGAGUGCGGUGGCAGUGAAAACCCUGCGGCGUCAGCAGCCGUUUGGAACAAGAAAGCAGAUCCAUUCCAUCCAGCUGUUAACUGUUUACAGAAAGAUUAUACAUCCGACGUUUGUGAAAACAACAAGAAACCCCCUGAGAAGAUUAGCAAACAAUCGGGACAGGUUGUAAACCAAUACCUCAGAGUGGCAAAAAAACAAUUAAAAAUGAAGCAAUAAUCCUUCAGAUAAUGUAGAAAACAUGUGAAAGAAGGAGGGAAAUUAACUCUGCUCAAAAUACACCUUUUUUUGCCACCUUGUUUUAUGCUUUAAGAAAAUUUAAAAAAAACUGGGGGAAAAAUCCUGACAUAAAGCAUCAUAAUUCAUGCAUGAAAGGGAUAAAUCCACACAGUAACACAUGGUGGUGUCAGCAUCAUGCUGUGGGGAUCCUGUUGCCCAGCAGUGACUUGGAAGUGUGGGGGAAAAAAAGCAGAGGUGUUAAAAACUGACAGUAAUACACUGCAAACGCUUUGCGACUUUAAUUGCGAUUUCCCUGCAAAGUAUUGACUCGCGGAGGCUCGAUCCAAAUGCACUCCACACUUUUCAGAUGAGGCCUCUGAAACAAAAGCAGCUUUGCUUCCCUGAAGAUAGAAAAUGAAGUUGCAAUUUAAAGUAGUUCCAGUUUAACAAACUUGAGUUCAGUCUGCUUGACAUUUAUUCUCCGCUAACAUGCAGCACCCCUCUCCCUCCCACCUACCCGUCCUUCCUUAAGAAUGACGUCACGUUAUCUCCACCAAUCACCUGCAGGUUUUAUCCCGCAGCUUGUAUAAACCGGGGCAGCCGGUGAAAGUUUCCCACUGCGUCUUACUUAUUAGGCAUUGACUGCAUCCUUCUCAAAGUCUCUGGGUUCCAGUUCAGACAGUCCCGUCAUGCAGCUUCUCUUUCUUUUGUGCGUAACGGCGCUGCUCGCCUCCUCCUGCCUGCUGUCCGAGGCGCGCGUCGCCAAGCGCUUCGCCAUCGACUGUCCGGAGAGAUGCGACAAGUCCCAGUGCCCGCAGAUCCCCGCGGACUGCCUGGCCGGCGACGUGCUGGACAGCUGCAACUGCUGCCCGGUGUGCGCGUCCGGCGAGGGCGAGCAGUGCGGCGGCCCCGGCGACCAGGACUGCGCAGAGGGCAUGGAGUGCAGGGUGACCGACGGCGUGGAGGUGUCCGCCACCGUGAGGCGGAGGGGCAGGUCCGGCGUGUGCGUGUGCAGCAACGCCGAGCCGGUGUGCGGCAGCGACGGCGUGUCCUACCGGAACAUCUGCGAGCUGAAGCGCGUCAGCAACCGGGCCAUGAAGCUGCAGCAGCCGCCGGUCAUCUUCAUCCAGAGAGGAGCCUGCGGGAAGGCCCAGCUGAACCUCGACAGUCUGCGGCACAAAUACAACUUCAUCGCCGACGUGGUGGAGAAAAUCGCUCCCGCUGUUGUUCAUAUUGAACUCUUCCGCAAGAUGAUAUUUUCUAAGAGGGAGGUCGCUGUCGCCAGCGGCUCUGGUUUCGUUGUUUCUGAAGACGGGCUGAUCGUCACCAACGCCCACGUGGUUGCCAAUAAGCACAGAGUAAAGGUGGAGCUGAAGAGCGGCGCCACCUACGACGCCAAGAUCAAAGAUAUCGACGAGAAGGCCGACAUCGCCCUCAUCAAGAUCGACGUACCGACGAAGCUGCCUGUGCUGCUCCUCGGCCGCUCUGCGGACCUCCGCCCCGGCGAGUUCGUGGUCGCCAUCGGCAGCCCGUUCUCCCUGCAGAACACUGUCACCACCGGGAUCGUCAGCACCACCCAGAGAGGAGGCAAGGAGCUGGGCCUCCGCAAUUCAGACAUGGAUUACAUCCAGACGGACGCCAUUAUUAACUACGGAAACUCAGGAGGGCCAUUGGUCAACCUGGACGGGGAGGUGAUUGGCAUCAACACUCUGAAGGUCACUGCCGGGAUCUCCUUCGCCAUCCCGUCAGACAAGAUCAGACAGUUCCUGGCAGAGUCACACGACCGGCAGGCCAAAGGGAAAACAUUACCAAAGAAGAAAUACAUCGGCGUCAGAAUGAUGAGUCUCACUCCGUCGCUGGCAAAGGAGCUGAAGGAGAGGCAUUCGGACUUCCCUGACAUCACUUCAGGGGCGUACGUCAUCGAAGUCAUCAGCCGAACUCCAGCCGAGGCAGCUGGCCUGAAGGAGAGGGACGUCAUCAUCAGCAUCAACGGGGAUCCCGUCACCUCGGCCACUGAUGUCAGUAACGCCAUAAAGAGGGACGACAAGCUGCGGACGGUGGUGAGGCGGGGAAACGAGGACGUCAUCCUGACCAUCGUCCCAGAGGAGAUUGACCCUUGACCUCUCAGCUAAAGAGAGCAGCCAAUCAGCGUGAGAGCUGAAGCAGUCAACCAAUCGCGAGCCGGCUCUCAGAGCUUCUCGACCAAUCAUGAACACUUUGAAUGAAACGAGCAUCCAAUUGGAGGGUGUGUGUGUGUGUGUGUGUGUGAGGCUGCGGCUGUAGGACUUCCCUUUUUCUCUAAAUCCUUCCUCCCACUCUGAGAGGCUCAUUACUCCUCAGGCUGAAACUUCAUGUUAGCUCUUUUACUAACCUCCAUUUACCUUCCGUCGUCUCUCAUCUUCUAUAGCCUAACACCUGUUGUGCAGAGAGAUUACUGCAGGUCACCGUAGUUCACCAUGUACUGUAUAUUCAUGUUCAUGAGGGAAUAUUUUGAUAAAGUGUUUUCUCUUUGUGUUUGAUGGCAAUGUUGUCAAAAAGGAGAAUAAAAUUAUUUUUGAAAA
Poecilia reticulata (guppy) is the source of this 3194-nucleotide messenger RNA. RefSeq names its product HtrA serine peptidase 1b (gene htra1b). NCBI's taxonomy places the organism in Eukaryota, Metazoa, Chordata, Actinopteri, Cyprinodontiformes, Poeciliidae. Gene Ontology annotation, molecular function: serine-type endopeptidase activity; protein binding. Gene Ontology annotation, biological process: proteolysis; programmed cell death; positive regulation of apoptotic process. Gene Ontology annotation, cellular component: extracellular region. The record is from RefSeq and is a predicted model, not a curated record.